AUGGUUAAUGAUGCAUUUCAUGAAACUACUGCUGCAUUUGCUGAGAAUAAUAAGGAAGAACCCAACGUAGAUGCACAACGUUUUAAUGCUAUAUUAGAUGCUGCAAAUCAACCUAUCUAUGAUGGAUGUAGAGAAGGGCAUUCUAAGUUAUCAUUGGCAUCUAGGAUGAUGACAAUGAAAGCUGAUAAUAACUUAAGUGAGAAUUGCAUGGAUUCUUGGGCUGAACUCAUUAAAGAGUAUUUGCCAGCUGAUAAUGUAUCGGCUGAGAACUACUAUGAAAUACAGAUGUUGGUUGCGAGUCUUGGAUUACCAUCUGAAAUUAUUGAUGUGUGCGUUGACUAUGGCAGGAAUGUCGGUUUUACGGGAAGCCGAGAUAUCAGCCUACUCAAGGAAGGACGCGAGUGCCAUAUAAACAUAUGUGGUCCAAAGCAGCUGAAGCAAGCUCUAGAUAUCUUCUUGCAACCUCUGAUUCAUGAGCUGAAGCAUCUGUGGUAUGAAGGUGUUCAGACGUUCAAUUCGUCGCGAAAACAGAAUUUCAAUAUGCAGGCAGCGCUAAUGUGGACGAUUAGUGACUUCCCUGCGUACGGAAUGUUAUCUGGGUGGACAACACACAGAAGAUUAUCAUGUCCUUAUUGUAUGGAUCGUACCGAGGCAUUUCAAUUAAAGUAUGGGCGAAAACCUUGGUUGUUUGAUUGUCAUCGUCGGUUUCUUCCCUUGCAUCAUCCGUACCGGAAGAUCAAGAAGUUGUUUAGAAAGAAUAAAGUUGUAUAUGUUUCUCCACCAACUUAUGUCUCUGGAAAUGAUUUGUUUGAGCAGAUUGAUUACUAUGGCGCUCAAGAAACAUGUAAAUGUGGGGGUAACUAUCACACACCAGCAAACAUGCCAGAAGGAUAUGGAGCUGAUCACAAUUGGCACAAGAAGAGUAUUUUUUGGGAGCUUCCAUAUUGGAAAGAUCUUCUAUUGCGGCACAACCUUGACAUGAUGUACAUCGAGAACAAACUUUUUCGAUAA
Camelina sativa (false flax) is the source of this 1011-nucleotide messenger RNA. The record is from RefSeq and is a predicted model, not a curated record. NCBI's taxonomy places the organism in Eukaryota, Viridiplantae, Streptophyta, Magnoliopsida, Brassicales, Brassicaceae.